AUGCCCGAUCCACCCAAACCCACCCUCCGCGCAACAUACACCUCUCCUUCGAGCGUCAAGACCUUCACCAAUCCUAUUACCGCACCCCUCCCCUCGUUAGAAACCCCCACCGCGGUAAAAGACAAGGUCACCUACCUGUCCGAGUUGCGCGCCUCGACCAAGCAACUGCAGGAAGAGAUCAACGUGUUCUUGACGCAGAAGAUGGAAGAGGAUAAGGCUGGUGCAAAUGCGACUGGGACGGAAGGACCUGAGGCUGGGAGCAAAAAGGGCGAGGAAGAAUCGAAAGAUGAAUUAAUGGAGGAGAAUUACGGCGAGGAAGAAAUCGGCGACGAGGAGGAUUGA
Messenger RNA from Endocarpon pusillum Z07020, 342 nucleotides. RefSeq lists its product as uncharacterized. The coding region runs from base 1 to 342 and encodes 113 amino acids. The transcript has a single exon. NCBI's taxonomy places the organism in Eukaryota, Fungi, Ascomycota, Eurotiomycetes, Verrucariales, Verrucariaceae. The record is from RefSeq and is a predicted model, not a curated record.